AUGGCGAUUGAAUCUAAAAUCCUUGCAGAUGCAGAACUAGCGGCGAUGCAAGAGAAAUUGCAAAUGGAAGAGGAGAAAAACAAGGAGUUGGCUGCACUGGCGGAAGAAAAUGAAAAGUUGAGGGAACAAAAUUUGGUGAUUGAAUCUAAACUCAUCGCGGAAGCUCAACUGGCGGAGGAGGAGAGUCGGCUCAAGGAACAGCAAAGGAAUGAGCCUAAGAAGAAAGGAAUGGUCUACGCAAGGAAUCUUUUUAUCGCCGGCUCGAAUGAAAGCGAGCAUUGGUCUUGGGUUGCUCUGGAGUACGACGAGAUAUCAAGCAAUGCCCUCGUUGAAGCUGCUGAGCUUUUAACUAUAUGGUGGUUCGAAGUGAAUGGAACGUUUCACACGAGAGAACUUACACCAUUGACACAUUACGAGGUUAUGUACGUGAUAAAGUUAAGAAAAUCAGCUUCUGGAUGGGAUGUACCGGUGAACAUGAAGCUCGUCUUGCCCACCUAUACUCAAGAACGAACUGUGAACUUGAAUGAGCAUGUAGGGAAAGGGUGGGUAACUAUAAUGGCCGGUGAGUUCGUGACAUUGCCAGAGUGUGUCGGAGAGUUCAAGUUCUCCAUGUAUGAGAACAAGGGCUUUUGCAGGAAAGGGCUCAUUGUCAAGGGUGUUGCAAUUCGUCCCAAAAAGUAA
Molecule: messenger RNA, 681 nt
Organism: Microthlaspi erraticum
Lineage: Eukaryota; Viridiplantae; Streptophyta; Magnoliopsida; Brassicales; Brassicaceae
Source: the annotation of a GenBank genome assembly